UAUUCUAUGUAUUUCUUUUUUGACAGAGUUGAGCAGCUGCUGAAGUUGAGACGCUUAGCCACAAAGAUGAAUGAUCCAGAGCACCAAGCACUGAUGAGAGACCAUGAAGUUGAAACCCACGAAGCCCUUUACUGCAAAGCCCUGGCAAAGACUCUACAAGAGAUUGACCCGCCAGUGACAGUGGGAUUUUACGCACCAUGGGGAAGAAACAAAAGAAGACUAUUGGAUGAAAUUGAAAGCCACAUGCCCACGGAGGGAGAGGAAAGUGGAAGAAAGUAUUCCCUGCUUUCACUCAUUUGGCAUAUGCUUCUAUGUUACCCUGCUUCCGGUUCUGAAGUACUCAAAGGUACCCGGUACAUCUUCAUCCAUUUCGAUGCCUGGGAGUAUGUGGGAUGUGACCACAUCUGGGCUGGGAUUCUUACAGCGCUGCUUGAUGGAAUUGAAGGAAAAAACAAAGCACUUUUUACAACUUAUAUGAUCCUUGAUGGGCAAUCUUUGAAAAAAACUAAGAGAAAGAAAUGGGUUUUUAAAGGAUGGGCGAAGUUCUUCAUUCCUGUUAUAAUAGGUUUGAUUCUUCUUUUACUAGCAGUUAGCAUGUUGAUAAAGGAAGAUCAUUUAAAGUCGCUCUUUGGAUCCACUGCUUUAGUAGGGGCUAUUCUGUUUAUCGCUCCUUUCAUACAUGUAAUGACAAAGUACUACUACACACUUAAAAAGAAGCUUCAGAUAGAAAUUGACAGAAACACCCUCAGUGCCAAGAUGGGCUUCAUGAACUUUGUGAAAGAAGAAGUGGAAACCAUAGCUAAUUUCCUCCAGUUCCUGGGAUGGAUAGAGAAGCGAGAGAUCCUGGUGGUCCUUAAGAUCAUCAAUUUGGACAGGUGCACUCAGGACAAAGUGGUGGAUGUUCUGGAUGCCAUCAACAUACUUCUUUCCAACAAGGAUGCCCCAUUUAUCUCCAUCUUGGCUGCUGAUCCAAGCAUCCUUGUGGAUUGUAUUCAGAAACAAAAGAAAAACACGAAUGGCUACUUGUACUUAGACCGAAUUGUGUCCUUGCCCUUCUCCCUGCCGCAGAUGACUCCCAAGGACAAAUUAAGGCUGUUUAAUGAGAUUCUGAAGGUGGAUUAUGAGAAUCCAGCUGCAUGCUAUUGUGAAGAAAACAACAUCAAGAUCACAGUAGUAGGUUUAGGAGACCCCAGCUGUAGCGAAAAGUUAAGUAUUUGUAAGCACCUGAUGAAUAAUGAAUACAUUCCAGGGAAUUCUGCGCAACUGACGAGGGUGGUGAACACAGUCCUGACCAUCUUGUCCAUCACCAAGCUGGAAUCGGAGGCUCCUUGGAAAUAUGAGGAAAAAAUUGACAUCAGACAGGUGAUAGACUGGGUUGUUCUUUCCAACUGCUGGCCUUGCCGCCUGAGCUGGAUUUUGCAAUGUUUGGAUGAUGCCCGAUACCAAAGAAAGCUUGAGGAGAGCCAGAGGAGGGAAGCUGAUAGACAAGGAAGAAAUCUGCUAUGGAGGGAAACAGAGGAAGAUGGCAAAACAUUACUGGAGAUUUAUGAUGAAAAUGAGCCAGCAUUGGCUAAGAUUAAGAAUGAUAUCCAAAACCUUCUGGAACUGGAUGGAGAUCCAGAUCUUUUCAGAAGCUUCCUGGUCACCAGGUCCCAUAUCACAGCAAAGUGGGCCAGAUAUUUGGCAAAUUACCUGAUCAGUUUGGAUCUCUCUUUGAAAAGGCCGUUUGAGUUGCUACGGGGCCUGAACAGCAUAACAGCAGAGGAAGAAAAAGCAGAGAAAGGAACAGUAGAGGAAAAGGCAGCAAGUCACCAUCCAUUGAGGGGAGAAAGACUUUGUGCUGGCAAUCAGGCAAUGGCUUUUCCCACCUGCCUUGCCCGGUGCCCCACCUCUAGAAGUAUUCUUCAUAAGGAAGCUGUUCUGAGAGGAAGAAAUGUGAGGGGGGAAAGACUCUGUGCUGGCCAUGAGGCAAUGGCUUUUCCCACCCGCCUUACCCGACGCCCCAGCCCUAGAAGUCUCCUUCAUACGGGAGGUGUUUUCAAAAGAAGAAUUAUGAGGGGGGAGAGACUUUGUGCUGGCCUUCAUUUGGGUGAUUAUAUCUUGGGAGUGCUGGAUCCAGGGGAUUUGAUCAUGAGGCAGUAA
Lacerta agilis (Sand lizard) is the source of this 2142-nucleotide messenger RNA. Its product is annotated as NTPase KAP family P-loop domain-containing protein 1-like. NCBI's taxonomy places the organism in Eukaryota, Metazoa, Chordata, Lepidosauria, Squamata, Lacertidae. The coding region runs from base 7 to 2142 and encodes 711 amino acids. The transcript has 4 exons. The record is from RefSeq and is a predicted model, not a curated record.